AUGUCAGGUUUGUUUACGCCGGAUAAUGCCAACAUGAGGACGCGAAUGUGGCAACAAUGGAAUGCUCGUCUCGAAUAUGCACAACGUUCUUUGGGUGAGCUCAUGGGAUACUGCGAUGUUACCUGCGAGAGAGGACAUCGUGUAGAUGGCAAUGUUUGGUAUGCUGAUCGUUACCUUUAUCCAAACCACUGGCAACCAGGCUCAAAAGUACGACCUAAACUUGUGGAUGAUGGGCAACCGCAUUCGUGGUUUAACGCCUGGUUAAAGACUACCUCUCUAUGGGUAGGUAUACUGGUGUUAUUUUUUCUGUUGCUUCUUGUUUUCAUACAAAUGCAGUGA
Trypanosoma theileri is the source of this 339-nucleotide messenger RNA. RefSeq lists its product as uncharacterized. The record is from RefSeq and is a predicted model, not a curated record. The transcript has a single exon. NCBI's taxonomy places the organism in Eukaryota, Euglenozoa, Kinetoplastea, Trypanosomatida, Trypanosomatidae. Bases 1 to 339 code for a protein of 112 amino acids.